CCUUGAUCCAGUGGUGCGAGAGUUCCUGUCCCAGCAACGAUGCCAUUGGAUUCCUGCAACCAAACCGGUACAUUUGACCUGCAAGCAUUACAUGAAGACAAGGACGACAGUACAAUGAUGACGGCAGCUGGGGCAUCGGUAGCGAAGGAUGACGAUAAGCCAGAGCCAAAGCCAGGCUUGGUAUCUCGUGUGAUGGGUUGGAUCAAGCGACAGUGGAAGCGGCUUCGCAAUCUAUUUACCUGGGAAAAAGAAACAACUUCAGCCAUUUCCAGUAAUAAGGUUGUCCGCAUUCCAGACGAUGUGACAGUCGAUGAUACCGUUAGUUGCGAACUGUCGCCUUUGCCUCAAGUGGAAGAAGGUACCAUCAUCAAGAGCCAACAACCACAACAACGACAACCUGCAGACACUACUGCAGAAAAUCCCAAAAUCAAACUUCCCCAAAUCCAAGAUUCCCGAAGAGCCUCCGUACCACCCAAAAAGACGACUAGCACUAGUAGCAACAACAAGAAGAAGGCGAGUCGAAGGGCCACCGAACCACCCCAACAAUCCGCCUCCUCUGUUCCCGCUUGGCUGGAAAAACCAAUCUUGAAACAAACCGGUUUGGGCGAUUCCAUCAAAAUGGGAGAAGCAUUGGAACGACCCAUUGCCAGAAUUAGUGAUUCUGUCAAGGAAGAAGAAAAUUCCAGUUUGGCAUGGACCAAACCCGAUUGGGCGACAGAGGGGCCCAACUUGAACCACUCGGAGCAUAAUUUGUGGUAGUCAAUACUGCAAUACAGGCAAUACUAUAUCUUUUUAAUUCCAUACAUUUCAUAUCUUCGAAGCAUGCAUUUUGGAUAUUGGCAUCAACGCGACGCCCUAACGCCUUCAGCUGGCCACU
This is a messenger RNA of Seminavis robusta, 877 nucleotides long. Lineage: Eukaryota; Bacillariophyta; Bacillariophyceae; Naviculales; Naviculaceae. The record is from the annotation of a GenBank genome assembly.